AUGAUUCUAAAAGUGCUCCGUGAGUACACUCAUCAGGGACUGUGGGCUGUGAUGAAUGUCGACGCCUCAAUAGUCCCACGCCGACAGGAACGAUGCAAGGCUAUACUGCACUUACUUUCUCGCAAGGACAAGGAUAUCUCAGCACUUGUCAAGAACUACCGCCUGCUGCGUGACUCGCUGAUAGAUGUGUGCGACAAGAACGUGCCUACCGGUAGCAGCACGGUGGUCAACAUCGACCACUUCAAUCUCAGGCGCAAGGCUCCCUUCCAGGCUGUAGUGCCGCUCUCCUCAACGCUGACAGCAAGACUGCCCAAUGUCAG
This is a messenger RNA of Sphaeroforma arctica JP610, 320 nucleotides long. RefSeq lists its product as hypothetical. The transcript is spliced from 3 exons. The record is from RefSeq and is a predicted model, not a curated record. NCBI's taxonomy places the organism in Eukaryota, Ichthyosporea, Ichthyophonida. The annotation marks the transcript as partial.